Messenger RNA from Drosophila persimilis, 4402 nucleotides. It is a transcript of the gene timeout, whose product is annotated as protein timeless homolog. The coding region runs from base 24 to 4316 and encodes 1430 amino acids. Gene Ontology annotation, molecular function: DNA binding. Gene Ontology annotation, cellular component: replication fork protection complex. The record is from RefSeq and is a predicted model, not a curated record. The transcript has 18 exons. Gene Ontology annotation, biological process: DNA replication checkpoint signaling; replication fork arrest; DNA repair. Lineage: Eukaryota; Metazoa; Arthropoda; Insecta; Diptera; Drosophilidae.
GUUUGUGUUUUUCGGUUUUUGUAAUGUCUGUGUUGCUGGCAGACAUUGACGCCACAUGCGCGGCGCUUGGCUACAGCGAUGGACAACGCUACCAGGCCGAACCAGAUGCAGCAGAGGGUCUGAAGCAUUUGAUUUGGAUCCUGAGACGUGAUCUGGACAACCAUGAGUACCGCCGCCACCUGGGACGCGCCAAGGUGCUGCAAACGGAUUUGGUCUACAUGCUGCCCGACUAUGUUCACCACGAGGAGCUGUCGGACCUGUUGAUCCGCCUGCUGGUCAUUCUGACCAACCCCACGCUGCUACUGUAUCGCGAGGGACCCCCCAGCGACAAUCACGGACGAAAGGUGUUCAUGGAGCUGAUCGACAUCCUACAGGGCUACAAGGCAGCGUUUGCCAAGGACAAAAUCUGGACGGCUCUGUUUGAUAAGCUUAAGCAGGCCCUGGAAAUAGGAUUUGCCAUACGCAGCGAGGAGCAGAACUUGCUGAUUGAACGUAUCCUGGUGCUGGUGCGCAAUGUGCUGCAGGUGCCGGCCAACCCGGAGGCCGAGUGUCGGGCGGACAAUGACGCCAGCCUGCAUGACCAGGUCAUUUGGGCGCUGCAUCAAACGGGAAUGCUAGAUCUGGUGCUGUUCGUCAUCUCCUCGCCGGAUGAGGAGCAGUUCCACCUGCACGGCCUCGAGAUCGUCUGCUUGCUCUACAGGGAGCAGAGCGCCGAAUCCCUGGCCGACGCUUCACUGCAGCGCAGUCUGAGCGAGAAGCAGCGGGACCAGCAGGAGCUGCUGGCCGCUCGACGGCGCGAGCGGGCUCGUCGGCAGGCCCGUCCUCCAACGGGAAGGCACUCGCGCUUUGGCGGCACCUACGUCAUCCGCAACAUGAAGUCCGUGUCCGAUCGCGACGUGAUUUGCCACCAGGCCCUGGAGCGCGUCUCAUCGAUAGACUUCGAUCGCGAAAAGCAGCAGCAGAAGCGCUCGCAUCGCCACAUCAAGGAGGAGGCGCAGGUGACCCGGAGGAGCGCAUUUACAGUUAGACUGUGCCUGCGCGAGUACUGCACCGAGGUGCUCCGGUCCGCUUACAACACACUGGUGAGGCAGGUGCGUCGUGUGCUGGAACGCAAUGCCGGCUCGUCGAGUCACGAUGACUCCUAUCUAUUGUGGGCCAUUCGAUUUUUCAUGGAGUUCAAUCGUUUGAGUGGUCUACAAUUGCAGUUAGUCAGCGAAUCGUUGAGCGUGCAAUGCUUCCACUGGGUCCUGACGCGCAUGCAACAUGACAUGGACAUGAUUGUGAGCGACAAGAAACAGGCGCGUCUCUGGGCCAAGCGACUGCAUGUAGCCCUUCUGACAUUCCGGGAAUUGCUGCAGAGCUUGCUGGCCCUGCAGAAGCUAAAGGAUGACAACGCGCGGGCCCUCUUUGAUAUGUUACUGAACAACGUAUGCUAUGUCCUGGAGUACAGGGAGACAAUACUGCAUUUGUUAAUGAACUACAACGAGGCGCACAGCACAAAGGUAUUCCUGCGCGAUGUGGUGGAAACAGCCAACGUUUUCAUUAAAAUGAUGGAGCGAUUCUGCCAGGACUCUGUCGUUGUCCAGGACAAGCGGCGCGGCGCCGGGGGCCGCAGGAAGAAGCAGCCGAAGGCCAAGUCCAAACAAACAGCGGCCCCCCAGCCCACGGAGGACGAAUUAUCGAGCAAAUGGGCCGAAAUGGCAUCGGAAGUGUGCACCGUGCUCUUCGGAGAACUGGUCCUUCCAGAGGACGAGCGGCCCAUUCCCUUUGAUGCUGCGUCCGAUAAGUCAAUCGAUGAUCAGCGCGAGGACUGCAUGAUCCGCAUAAAUAAACUGCUUCGCACCGAGAAACUGGAGCAGGCCAUUGCCCUGCUUCGGGCUGCCAGGGAGGUCUGGCCGGAGAACGAGGUGUUCGGCGCCGUUGCCGCUGCACCCAAAGAUGAGCUGCUGCUUCUGCGUGAGAUUUUCAUGCACAAUAUUACAACAGUUGAACCCCAGGAAGAGGACAAGGAGGACGAGGACGAGGAGAACGAUGACGACGAUGAUGCGGAGAACGAAGAGUUCGAGGAGCAGAAUAAAGGACUCACCGAGAAAACGUUCAAAUUUGAUGAUUUUGCCCGAAGAUUGCUGCACCCGAAGAUUGUUCGCGCCUGUACCCUAGUGCUAACAGACUGGGCACAGAUUCCCACGCGGGCCCUGAAGGCGGCCGUUACCGUUCUGCACCGCAUCGCCUACGGCUGCUCCUGCCCCGGAAUGCUCUUCCAGGCCAAGCUGUUUCGCAUCUUUCAACAAGUCCUCAGCGUGGAACGUGACGUCCAUCAGGAGGAGCUGCGUCGCCUGGGCAUCUACGUAGUACGCAAAUUUGUCGAGGUGGCACCAACUAAUCCCAAAAUCUAUGCAGAGUUAUUAUUUUACAAAGGCAUCAGGGAGGCAAAUGAGCUGGAGACUGGCUAUUGUGAUGCCUACGAAUCGGGAACCAAAGGCACCUGGAGUGAGGAGCAGGAGACCGAGCUGCGCUUCCUGUUCGAGGAGAAUCAACGGAAUCCCGAAACGGAUAAGGAUGUGAUUGAUUGGAUUCUGGACAAUUUGGCCGACAAGACACGCACUCGACGUGGUGUCCUCAAGAAGAUGAAGGAGAUGGGUCUGCUGUUCAAGGCGCCCACCAAACGCUCGACAAAGUCGGCCCAGAGUGGAAAAAACCUUUGGCAGCCGGAAGAGGACGAGAUGCUAAGAAGCUUAUACGAUCAAUAUCGCACCGAGCCGGAUUGCCUGGAGCGCCUUGUCCGAGAGUUUGGAGAGCAGCGCAGCAAGCAGCAGAUCAUCAAGAGAAUGCUUCAGAUUCACUUGAUAGCGGACAAGUCGGAGAUACUGCCCGCCAAGUCCAGCAAAGGGCGCGGCAAGGGCAAGUCGAAGAGGCAGCAGGAGGCGAACAGCGACAGUGGCAGUGGCAGUGGCAGCGAAGCAGAUGAAUACAUGGAGGAGCCCAUGUUUGAAGAUGCCGGAACCAGGAAGCCACAAAAUAAGUCCAGGUCACGUCAGGUGGUGCGCACUCCCCUUGAUGUGGGCACGGUGCAAGCCCUAAUCGCUCAGGUCGAUACGGAAAAGUAUCAGCCAGCCUUUGAGUGGCUCACAGAAUGCCUGAACGACGCUAGCGACGAUACCGACGAGCCAGCCGAGGAUGAUGAUGGUGUGCCAUUGCUACCUUUGCAGCAGAGUCAGAAAGACGCCAUGGAGGAUGGUAAUUUUCAGAAAGUCCUGGUGGCACUCGGCAUGCAACCGCCAAUUGCGGGCAUGGAGAACUACUGGCGUGUUCCGACCUAUCUUAAUGCGGCUGACUUGAAGCUACGUGCUAAAAUCGUGUCCGGCGAAGAGGUGGAAAUUGAGCCAGAGAAUAUCCGGGAGGAGGAUGUCGAUGAGGAAGAUGACGAGGAGGACUAUCUGGACAAGCGCAGCAGACAGCGACAACAGGCCCAAGCGGAGAACAUAACAGCUCAGCAGCAGAGCAGGCUGGACAGCCUAAUGUUUAGCAAAAGCGAUGACGAUGACCAGGCCGAGCAACGAGCUGCGCUGAAGAGAAAGGGCAACGGGAAGCAGGCCAAGCGGCAGCGCAAGGGGAAGGCCAAAGCUAUGGAGACAAAGGAGUCCGACGAUGAGGAAGAAGUCAAUGCAAUUGCCCGCAAAUUGGCACGCAAGAAACGGCAGCCUGAUGUGUCCAGCGAAGAGGAGGAUGAUGAUGAGCCAAAGCCAGAGCCAAAGCCAAAGCUAAAGCCAAGAGAGGAGAAGGAGAAAGAAACGGAGCAACCGAGCAGAGCCAGCACGGAUGAUUUAUUUGAACAAUUGAAAGCCAAGCGAGCCACUAAAAUCAAACUGGGCGAUAUGGUUCUAAAUGAGUCAACAAAGGCCGUAGGGGACGAGGACGGGGACGGGGACGAUGAUGCAUUUAACUUUAACUCGGAGGACUAUCGUGCUCGGUUGCUCGAGCUGGAGGACGAGGACGAGGAGGAUGAAGCGGAGGAGAAAAACAAAGAGAACAACACCACCAAGUCCUCAUCGCUGUCCUUGCAGCGUGCACGUCGCGUUAAUGUAAUUGACUCGGAUAGCGACAACGAUGAUGCUGGUGGCGCCUCGCCUGCUGACAAGACAAACAAACGCCCACGCAGCGACGAUGGACAAGAGUCAGACGAGGCGGCGGAGGAAGGCGACGAUGAUGCCAACUUUCUGGCUCGCAAAAAGCCAGCAAAAGUCGAUACCGGCAGCGGGGAGCCCGCCAAACGGCGACGUGUGGCCAUCAUCGAUGACGACGACGAUGAGUUUUAAUGCACUUCGAUUUUGAUUUUUGAUUUCAUAGCCAGCAAGAAUUAACCUCGAAUAAAUGUAACCAUUCAAUUUGGAAUUGCAUAUCA